This is a messenger RNA of Ziziphus jujuba (common jujube), 670 nucleotides long. RefSeq names its product transcription factor PAR1. Gene Ontology annotation, biological process: regulation of DNA-templated transcription. NCBI's taxonomy places the organism in Eukaryota, Viridiplantae, Streptophyta, Magnoliopsida, Rosales, Rhamnaceae. The record is from RefSeq and is a predicted model, not a curated record. The transcript has a single exon. The coding region runs from base 84 to 473 and encodes 129 amino acids.
ACUUUCUCUCUCUCUCUCUAAAAAAAAAAAAAAAAAAAAAAAAAACACCUUCUCAUCUCACUUUCUCUCUCUACUGUAUAUCCAUGGAGGAUUCUCCAUUAACCUCCCAAAUAGUACCUCUGCCCACAGCCCCAUCCAAACAGAGAAAAACCCACUCCAAAAACACCCUUCGGAGAUCCGAUUCGCAUCGGAAAAGCAGAAGGAAUAAGCAGAGGGAGGCAAUGAAGGUGAAGAAGCAUAAUGGCAAUGGUGAUGAUGAAAAAGAACAAGAAGAGGAUGAGAAAGAAGAGGUGGAGAGGAAGAUUGAGGCAUUGCAGAGGAUUGUUCCGGGAGGCGAAUCGCUUGGUGUCGAUAAGCUGUUUGAAGAAACUGCUGGGUAUAUAAUCGCUUUGCAGUGCCAGUUGAAAGCCAUGAGAGCUCUUACUUGUCUCUUUGAAGGUUUUGAGAAGGAGAAGAGGAAGUUCGGAGGUUGAAUUUUCAAAUUUUUUUUUCUUUUUUCAAUCAUUAUUGUCUUUUAUUUUUUUUUUUCUUUUCACUUUUGUUUGGGGAAGCAAGAUUAAUUUCAAUUUCCCAAUCUUUAUUUUAUUUUUUUGGGUUUUUUUUUCCUUGUUAAUUUGUUAUAAUGUUUAUUUUGAUUAAUCUUUAAUGAAUAGGGGGGGUUGGUUUAGUA